CUCUGGAGGUUAGACUACGGUAAUUAUAAAUGUCGCCGCUUUCAUUUAUAUAUGUCAAAUAGUAUGCCAAUUUACCGACUGUCCAAACAACCACGCCAUAAGGAAUUAAAGCCGGGUUUCUAGCAUUUUUAUGGAGAGAAAACUUAUUAUUACUGGUGGGUUACCUAUCACAUCUAGAUCCAGAGUGGGUCUUACCUCCAUACUCCCACUAAGAUUGAACUGUCUUGAGGAUCUGAGGAAUCUUACACAGCAUAUGCAUGACGACUGUCAAAUUAUAUACUAUUUAUCAAAUUCCUCUUCAAAGUAGUCAUCGUAGUCAUCAUAUUUUGACAUUGACUGAAAGCACUUGGGGGUUUGCAUUUUUAAAACCUUUAAAAUUGUGAUGGUAUUAAUGGCUAUUUUUCAUUAAGUAAAUAUUAUUAAUAAAUGUUAUUUUCAGAUGUUAAUUUAGCAAAAGCAGUGAGUUAUUGUACCAUUAUUUUUUAAUUAUUAAAUAAAAUUCCAUUCUAAAAGAUUACAAUUAUAGCACCAGCAAUGCAAUAAGGUUGUAAUUAUAGAAAAUAUAGGUGACUGAACUACUUUGCAAUGUAAAUGUUUUAGAAAUUCAUUUUUAAUUGGACUUGAAUGUAAUUUUUUUUGUUUAACAAAAAUGGUCAUAAUAUUGAAUAAGGGAGUUUUGUGUCACUCUUUAAUGCCAUUACAUCCACAAUGAAAAAAUAUGUAAUGUGUUGUCGUGGUUGUGUAAAUGACUUUAUAACAAAGUUUAAAGGGCUGUGAACCUCUCAUCAAUAAAACUUUCAUUGACACUAAAUACAAUGAUCUUAUAGGGCACAAACAGAUUGGUUUAUAUUGCAGUUAUCUGUUUCAUAGUGUGACAUCCCAAAAUGAACUGUAAAAAUUGUCUUUUGAUGCUAUAGUGCAUUGGAAGUUGUGAAAAUAUGGCAGCAUUUAAGGGCAGGAAGGGAAAAAUGAAUCCUGAAGGUCCUGCAGAGUUUCAUUUGAAAAGUGAAAGGAAAGGUACUUUGUCAGUCUCUCUAGUCAAGCAAGAAGAUGAAGAUUCAGUUGGCUCUAGUGAUAUAGAAAAUCCAUUAUCAGAGUCUCAAAUUAGACAUGGAGAAGAGGACUUUGUGGGCUGCAAUGAUGAAAUUGACAAUCCACUAUCACCCUCUAAAAUUAAGCAUGAAGAUGAUGACAUGGUUGAUCAUAGUGAAGCCACUAAUGAUAUGUCUGUGCCUUUUAACCCAAUUGUGAUAUUCAAAACGGAGCCAGAAAUAUACGAGGACAGUGAAGAACCAGAAAUAAAUAAUGAUAGUGAUGAAGAAGUAAAAUAUUCAAGCAUCUUGGACUCGGCAGAUAGUGACAUUCCAAGGAACCAUGUGGAAAUGCAUCCUAAUGAGGAGCAGUUAAUGAGUGAUGUCUGUGGAAUAUUGAAUGAUCAAGAAAGUCAUCUUAAAAAAGGCAUGAAAAUUUGUAGUGGAAAGAAGCCUUUUGUGUGUGUGAAUUGUGGAAAACAGUUUCGUAUGAAGUCCCAACUCAAAAUCCACAUGCAAAGUCAUUCCGGAGAGAAACCAUUCAAGUGUAGUGACUGUGGGAAAGCAUUUACUUGGAAGAAAGGUUUGAUUAGGCAUAUAAGUAGUCAUACAGGCGAGAAGCCUUACGUAUGCAAAGAAUGUGGGAAAGCGUACGCCAAGAAAUGCAGCCUCCUGUCUCAUCUGAAUCUUCACUCUGGAGAGAAGCCAUUUAAAUGUAGUGAGUGUGGGAAAGCAUAUAUAAAUAAAAGUCAUCUGACAAGUCACAUGAAGGUUCACACAGGAGAAAACAUGUGUCGAGAGUGUGGGAAAUCUUUCUCCCACACAAAUGAGCUCAAAAGGCACAUGAACUGUCACACUGGAGAGAAGCCUUUCACUUGCACAGUCUGCGGGAAGGGAUUUUCCGAGAACAGCUCUCUCAAGAAGCACAUGAGGAUGCAUACCGGAGAGAAGCCUUUUCGUUGCAUGCAAUGUGGGAAGGCUUUUUCUCAGAGUAGUCACCUCUCGGUUCACAUGAACAGCCAUACAGGGGAGAAGCCAUUUAAAUGUGGUGAAUGUGGGAAAGCAUAUUCUAUUAAAAACAAUUAUAUAAAUCACAUGAUCAUUCACACUGGCGAGGAGCCGUUUAGAUGUGGUGAGUGUGGGAAAGCCUUUUUCCCCAGGAGCAAACUCAUGAGGCAUAUGAGAACUCACACUGGAGAGAAACCGUACAAGUGCAAUAAGUGUGAAAAAGGUUACGCUGACAAACGUGACCUCGUGAGACACAUGGCCAGUCACACUGGAGAGUGAUUUUUUAGUAGCAUUGAUUGAGGAAAUGUUUUCUGAGAAAAGUGCUUUUACAAUUAAUGUCAGUAAUGAUGUUAUGGAAAACCUAUUUAGAUGCAGUGAAUUCAGAAUUGACUAUUCCCAUGAAAAGUCAGUUCAUAAGGCACACUGGAGAAAAAUUUAUUCAGUGAAUAUGGAGAAACAUAUUCAUUUUAACCCUUUAAUGCCGAUUGGACGUAUUAAACAUAGAUAUAAAUUGUCUGUUGGGUGCCGAUUGGAUGUAUGGUAUGUCGAUAUAAAAAGUUUUUUUGAAAAUUCGCGGAAAAAUAGUUAUAGGCCUACUAGGCGAAAACUUUUGAAUCACGCGCCUUGGGGGAUGCUGGGAGCUCACGGAUCAAGCCGUUGUUUUGUUUACAAUUGUUAUGCAGGUGUGCAAGUGCGAAUUUCUUUCUUAUCUCACUAAAAAGUAUCAGCGACACAUCUCAGAAAUUAUUUUGUCACUUUGACAUAAUUUUUGCACCAUUUUAAAUUAGCCGUUACAUGGAGUAUUAUAUAUGAAAAUGUGCGCAAUUUCAUGUAAAAUACAACUAAAACAACUCAUGGUUGUAGCUUUUAACAGUUUCGAAAUAUUUUCAUAUAUAUAACGAUAAGUGCCAAAAUUUCAACCUUCGGUCAACUUUGACUCUACCGAAAUGGUCGAAAAACGCAAUUAUAAGCUAAAAUUCUUAUAUUCUAGUAAUAUUCAAUCAUUUACCUUCAUUUUGCAACAAAUUGGAAGUCUCUAGCACAAUAUUUCGAUUUAUGGUGAAUUUAUGAAAUAAACUUUUUCCUUACGUCCGCGCGGUAACUUCAGAAAAAAUAGCAUUUGUCCGAUUGUCGUAAUGUUUGCACCAUUUUGCACCAUUUGUAAAAUACAAAUAAAAACAACCCAUGGUUGUAGCUUUUAUCAGUUUUGAAAUAUUUUCAUAUAAACAACGAUAAGUGCCAAAAUAUCAACCUUUGGUCAACUUUGACUCGACCAAAAUGGUAAAAAAACGCAAUUGUAAGCUAAAACUCUUACAUUCUAGUAAUAUUCAAUCAUUUAAUUUUAUUUUGCAACAAAUUGGAAGCCUCUAGCACAAUAUUUCGAUUUAUGGUGAAUUUAUGAAAAAAAAAAUCAUUUUCCUUAUGUCCGCGCGGUAACUCUUCCGAAAAAAAUCAGAAAUUUUUUCGUCCGAUUAUCGUAAUGUUUGCACCAUUUUAAAUUAGCCGUUACAUAAAGUUUUAUAUAUGAAAAUGUGCGCAAUUUCAUUUAAAAUACAACAAUAAACAACCCAUGGCUGUAGCUUUUAUUAGUUUUGAAAUAUUUUCAUAUAAAUAACGAUAAGUGCCAAAAUUUCAACCUUCGGUCAACUUUGACUCGACCGAAAUGGUCGAAAAACGCAAUUGUAAGCUAAAACUAUUACAUUCUAGUAAUAUUCAAUCAUUUACCUUUACUUUUCAACAAAUUGGAAAUCUCUAACACAAUAUUUUGAUUUAUGGUGAAUUUAUGAAAUAAACUUUUUCCUAACGUCCGUGCGGUAACUCUUCCAAAAAAAUCAUAAAUUUUUUCGUCCGAUUUUCGUAAUGUUUGCACCAUUUUAAAUUAGCCGUUACAUAAAGUUUUAUAUAUGAAAAUGUGCGCAAUUUCAUGUAGAAUACAACAAUAAAAAAUUGAAGGGUGUAGCUUUUCUCAUUUUUGAAAUAUUUGCAUAUAAAUCUUGAUAAAUAAAAAAAAACCACGUUUGGUCAACUUUGACUCUACCGAAAUGGUCAAAAAACGUAAUUGUAAACUAAAACUCUCACAGUCUAGUAAUACUCAGUCAUUUAUCUUCAUUUUGAAACAAAUCCAAAGUCUCUAACACUAUUUAGAUUUAUGGUGAAUUUUUGAAAAAAACUUUUUCCUUCCCUCUGCUCGCGGAUUCUCCGCCGCAAAUCUCCGAAAUGCGUACGUCGCAUUCUCGUAAUAUUUGCUCCAUUUCAUAUUAGGCGUUUCAUAGAGUUUUAUAUAUGAAAAUAUGCGUAAUUUCAUGUAGAAUACAACAAAAAAUAAUUGAAGGUUGUAGCUUUUCUCAUUUUUGAAAUAUUUGUAUAUAAAGAAUAUAUAUAAAAAAAUUCGACAUUCGGUCAACUUUUUAACUCGUCCAAAAUAGUCGAAAACUGCAAUUGUAAGCUAAAACUCUUAUAGUAAUAUUCAAUCAUUUAUCUUAAUUUUGAAACAAAUUGGAAGUCUCUAGAACAAUAUUUAGAUUAUGGUGAAUUUUUGAAAAAACUUUUUUUUACGUCCGCACGUUACGAAUUCAUGCAUCAUUUUGUGAUAAUAUUUUUUCUGUGUUGCUUUUAUCGUUUUACAAUGUAUUAUAUACCAAAAUGAUCGCAAUCUAGUGUACAAUACAACGAAAAAAAUUAACUCUUCAGCUUUGACCGUUUUGCUCACAGCGUGAUUUGAAUACAAUUACGUAUAUAUGAAAUUUUGUUUUCGCGCUAUCAUAUAUCGCAUUAUUUAUAUAUGAUAAUGAUAUUUUUUUUUCAUUUCUGAUGGUUGCAUACUAAACUUCACGCAAUAACAAAAAAAGGAGCCAAAAAUGAACUCUUAAUCUUAAAAACUAAGUGUGCUGUGAUUUUUAGAAAAAAAAAAAAUUUUCGCUUCGGCGCUCACUCCCAGACCCUGCCGGCAUACGGGAGACAAUUUUUAUUAUACCCCUUCAGCGUUAAAGGUAAAUCUAACAAGGCCCAAUAACCACACUGCAUUGGAGGCACAGAAAAUGAAGGAAAGUUUAUGUGCAGGAAAAUGAAUUGUAAAGCAGAUGAGAUUAGAAACACUUUUAUCUGCCCUUUCUAAAUAAAUUUUGUUUUUUGCAGUCUGUACCAAAAUUUACACAAAAUAUAAACCAUG
This is a messenger RNA of Macrobrachium nipponense, 5208 nucleotides long. RefSeq names its product zinc finger protein OZF-like. Lineage: Eukaryota; Metazoa; Arthropoda; Malacostraca; Decapoda; Palaemonidae. Bases 939 to 2318 code for a protein of 459 amino acids. The transcript has 3 exons. Gene Ontology annotation, molecular function: DNA-binding transcription factor activity; RNA polymerase II cis-regulatory region sequence-specific DNA binding. The record is from RefSeq and is a predicted model, not a curated record. Gene Ontology annotation, biological process: regulation of transcription by RNA polymerase II.